AUGCGCGGCUUGUGGCGUCAGCGUCUCCCCUCCCGCGGAGCGCGUGGCCUCGUUCGAUUUGCCGCGCUGGGCUUGGGUCCCCGCGCCCCGCGCCCUCUUCGCUGGCGUCUGUCGCGACCGACACCUACCGACCGACGGCAACGUGUCGGCCGCCAUGAAAAUCACUCAUCGAGCGAUAUCCAUUGCUGCUCAAUACGUUGCACUCCUAUAAUAGCGAUGUAUGACGAGGCUUUGUCUAACGUCGAAUCCUUGUGCAUAUUAUUUUCUCGUAAUUCGCGCGCCCGUUGCUGA
This is a messenger RNA of Pieris macdunnoughi, 291 nucleotides long. The record is from the annotation of a GenBank genome assembly. NCBI's taxonomy places the organism in Eukaryota, Metazoa, Arthropoda, Insecta, Lepidoptera, Pieridae.